Molecule: messenger RNA, 12554 nt
Organism: Branchiostoma floridae (Florida lancelet)
Lineage: Eukaryota; Metazoa; Chordata; Leptocardii; Amphioxiformes; Branchiostomatidae
Product: vacuolar protein sorting-associated protein 13C-like
Exons: 97
Coding region: 114-10304 (3396 amino acids)
Biological process (GO): protein targeting to vacuole; protein retention in Golgi apparatus
Cellular component (GO): extrinsic component of membrane
Source: RefSeq, a predicted model, not a curated record
GAAGACAGCUCUCACAGAAAAACGAUGGACAUGAUGAACUGAAGGGUCCAGUUUGGACAUUUUAGCGUUUUCUGUGUUUUUACCGCCCCAGUUAAUCCCACCAGUCGCCAGCCAUGGUGUUUGAAUCCCUGGUGGUGGAUCUGCUGAACAGAUUCCUGGGUGACUAUGUGGAGAACUUGGACCGUUCCCAGUUGAAGCUCGGCAUAUGGGGAGGUGAUGCAGUGCUGGAGAACUUGGAUGUGAAGGAAAAUGCCCUUGAUGACCUGGAUGUGCCAAUCAAGAUCAAGUCAGGACAUUUAGGGAAGCUGACUCUGAAGAUCCCAUGGAAGAACCUGUACAAGGAUGCUGUCGUGGCCACCCUGGAGGGGCUGUAUGUGGUGGCAGUUACCUCUUCUGGGAUGAAAUACGAUGCGGAGAAGGAGAGGAAGAUGAAACAGGAGAGCAAGAAGAAAGAGCUGGAGCGCAUCGAGGAGGCCCAGAUCAAGGAGGCAGAGAAAAACAAAAACCAGGACAACAAGCAGGACACUUUUGCGGAGAAACUGGCGACACAGAUUGUUCGCAACCUGCAAAUCAAGAUCCGAGACAUCCACAUCAGAUACGAGGACACCGUGACCUUUCCGGGCAAACCCUUCUCUGUAGGGGUCACUCUGCAGAACCUUUCCUUCCAGACAACUGAUCAAAACUGGAAACCCUGCAUAUUAAAGGACAGUGACAUUAUUAUAUACAAGCUUGUUUCCCUGGAUGCCCUAGCUGUCUACUGGAAUGUCAACUCUCCUUCCUUUGCCAACAAGGACAAAAAAGACUUGCUGAGCACAAUGAGGAAAACCAUCGCCUCUACACAGGCACAGCCCAAAGGGUUUGAGUAUGUAUUACGACCGAUUGUCCUGACGUCACAACUCAAGAUUAACCCCAAGCCUGAGACCAACCUCUCCAUGCCCAAGGUGUUCGUCAAUGUCACUCUCAAGGAGAUUGGUCUUGUGGUCGGCAAGAAACAGUACCAGGGUGUGAUGGAGGUUUUAGAGUCUUUAGAACAGAUGAGACUGAAGGCCAUCUACAGGAAAUACCAUCCCAAUGUGCGCCUCAAGGGAAAUGCCAAGAAAUGGUGGGGAUUUGCCCAGACUGCAGUACUGGAGGAGACUGUUAGGAGGCGUGCCCAGAUGUGGUCUUGGAGGCACAUCCACAGCCACAGGGAAAAAUGCCAGAUGUACAAAAGACUUUACAAGCAGCGCCUAGUCCAGAAAAAGGCUUCAGCAGACCUCCUCAAUCAACUAGAGGCCCUGGAAGAUGACCUGGAUAUUUUCAACAUCACUGUCAACAGACAGCAGGCAGAGAUGCAGUUAAAAGUCAAUCGCCUAAUGCCUGAACAUCAUAAUUUAGCAUCCAAGCUGCCCUUCAAGGUGAUUCGGUCAGGGGCAGUCAUCAAAGCCAAGAAGUCAGCAUUCCAGGAGGAAAAGGAGAAGAAAGGAUUCUUCAGCUCUGGUCCGUCGAGCUGGUUUAGCAAGAAGACAGAGAAACAAGAAAUCAAAGAACCUGGAGACCUGAUGUCAGCAGAAGAGAAGGCAAAGCUGUACUCUGCCAUCGGCUACAGCGAGAACCCCACAGAAAUUACUACAUUCCCGCCAGAGUAUGUUGAGAACAAGCUGAUCUUUACUUUGGGUAAGGUAACAUUGGAGAUCCAAGACAAAACACGUCGGGAGCCCCAGAUCCUGGUGGUAUCACUAACAGACAUGUACACCUGUGUGCAGCAAAGACCAUCAGCCCAGGCAGUCAUGUUGAGCCCAAUCAAAGAAAGGAAGGUUCCGCAACAUGUUGUACUGCAGACCGCUGCGCAUAAAGCCAGGGAAAUAGUAGCAAAAAGUUACUGGGUUGAAGCCAAGAUGGACCAGAUGUCUGUGUAUGGCAUGCCCCAGAAUGGACAGAUACCAGAGAUGGUGGCCUCCCAAAACAUCCUUGCUGACCAACACUAUGCUCUUCUCAGCCUGCACAUUGAGACCAAUCCGCUAGAUGGCAAGGCUGACACACGGGUGGAGGUGAACGCCCAACCCUUGCAGAUGGUGUAUGAUGCUCAAACAGUGAACUCCAUAGUCGACUUUUUCCGACCACCUGAAAACGUUCAUCUCCAAGAUCUGACCUCUGUGGCCAUGUCCAAGCUUGAGGAGUUUCGUGAACAGACAGCUACUGGCCUGCAGCACAUGAUCUCUGUCAGAAAAGUCACGGACGUGCAUGUGGACCUCAAGUCAUCAUACAUCAUUCUACCACAGAAUGGCUUCUACACUGAAGGGCAGUCCAAUGUUGUUGUUGUUGACCUUGGCUCAUUCCGUGUGGACAGUGUAAAGGACACUCUACCUGCACCUUUAGCCAAAGCAAAGGACUUGUUCACUAGGGUGAUUAAAAACCGCCUCUCUCGGAGGAAACCCCCCCAGCCAGCUAGAUUGCUGGGCACAGUGGAAGAGGUGAUGAGCCGUGCGUACGACAAGUUUGACAUCCGGGUUCAGAGUGUACAGGUCAUCUUAGCUGCCAAAGGUGAAGACUGGAGGACAGCCAGACAGGAAGCUAACACUAAGCUGCAUGUUGUACAGCCCAUGGGCCUGGAUGUGCUGCUGCAAAAGUGUAUGGUGGACAACGAUGUCCGAAUGCCAAACAUCAAGGUUUCUGGACACCUUCCCCUGAUCCAGCUGAACAUGUCGGACAAGAAGUUACAAGAAAUCCUCAGUCUUGUACAGAGUAUCCCCCUUCCACCACCUCCCGCUGCCCCCCAGCAGACAGCACCUGAACUGCAGGUUCCGGUGCGUCUCGCCGUUGAUGACUCUUCCUCAACAAACGUGUUCAAGGUCGUCAGCAGCAUGGCAGUGGGGAAGGUCGCAGAAAGUGAGAGUGAGGAGUCAAUCUACCUAUCAGCAGAAGAAGACUUCCACACUUCAGACUCCUCAGGUGGGCAGACCCCAGUGGGACUUGGCAGGCUGCCGUCACAAAAGAGCUUUGAAGAAGGGCAACAGAAGACUGAGUUAGAACUUCAUUUUGAGAUCAAGGAGGUCAUCAUAAACAUCUCGAGGCUACAGAACAAUGUCGACAUGCAGCUGUUGAGGCUGGCAGUUCAGUCUGUGGGGGCAGAGGUCAGGAAGAGAACCUGGGACCUGUCUGCACAUGCCUUCCUGGGGGGGAUAGGGCUGCAGCACAUGCUGUUUAAAGGAAUGGAUGGUGGACCAUUAAGUAUGAUCAGUACCCCAGCCACUGGAGGGACCUCAGCACAGCUCCUCAGUGUCCAGUAUACCAAGGUUGAGAAGUCAAGUCCUGAUUAUGCCACGGUGUACAACAGCACGGAGCAACUUCUCAAGGUCAACUUCUCCACCCUCAAGGUCGUGUUACAUCGCGAUGCUCUGGUGAACCUGCUGGACUUUGUGGACAGUCUGAAACCAAGUGUGGAGGAUUCUCAACUGUCCUUAGGACCAGAGAAGGAGGAAGAAAAGGGAGAUAGGGAAAAGAGCACUUCAGAAGCCAUCUUUGCUGCCUUUGCUGCUAAGGGAAAGUGGAAGAAGAAGAAGGAGCAGACAGAUGAGAUUGACAUCCAGAUCGAUGCCCGGCUGGACACCCUGUCUGUGGUUGUAUGUACAGAUGAAGCUACUCUGGCUGAUGUACAGAUCAAAGGUCUUGAUGCAGGGGUUGUUGUGCAAAAACACAUGACUACAGUCAACACACAUCUGAAGGACAUUGUUGUGCAGGAUCCAACACGUAACUCUCUCUACCCAAAGAUUCUGUCCAUUGUUGGAAAGGAGGUGUUUGCCCUGAACAUUGUCGUCUACAAUGAUGCGACUAAAGGCCAGGGUUACAGGGACAUGAGUGUGGUGGACACCAGUGUAGGCCUGCAGGUCGGCUGUAUCAGAGUCGUCUUCCUCAACAAGUUUGUAGAGGGCCUGGUGGCGUUUGGGAAUGAGUUCCAGGCUGCCAAAGCUGCUCUGUCAGAGGCUGGUGCUCAAGCCACCCAGGCUGCCCUGGAGAGUGCCAAGGACUUCUCUAAGACCAGCACCAGACUAGCACUGGACAUCUCUGUCAACGCACCUGUCAUAGUCAUUCCACAGUCUUCUACAAACAGACAAGCUCUGCUAGCUGACCUGGGAAAGCUGACAGUGCAGAACAGUUUCCGCAUCAGUGGAGAUGCCAGUAAGGAUGUGCCUGCUGUCUUAGACAGCAUGAAGAUUGACCUGACAGCAUUAAAGAUGUCCAGGGGACUGAUGGAGAAGGAUGAGUGUAAGGCAGAAAUCCUGCUGAUUGAACCUGUCAACCUCCGCCUAUCCAUCACUCGGAACCUCGCCGCUGGCUGGUAUCAUGACGUACCGGAGGUCGACAUAUCAGGAAAACUGGAGACUAUCAAUGUGAGGCUUGGCCAGGAUGACUUCACCAUGAUGAUGGCCACUCUAGAUCAGAACCUGAAUGAGGGGAAACCUGCUGCAGUUCAGCCUGAGUCACCACCAGAGGGCGCUAUGGAGUUGAAGGUCCCUGGAGAACAGUCAGAUACUUCCAAAGCUGAGGCUCCAAGGGUUGCCUUUGCUGAAGUCUGGACCAAACUUCAGUUCAAGUUUGAGUUGGAGAGUCUGUCAGCAGCUCUACAUACAGGAAAGACAGAUUUGAGUUGUGCCUCUGGUGUUUGUGUGCGAGACCAGAAGACCUGCCUGGGCAGUUUCCUGCUGCACACAAUACAGGUAGAAGGGAGGAUGCAGUCUGAUAACUCCAUGGAGACACGUGUGGCGCUGGUCGACAUGACGCUAGACGACACCAGACCAGGGAGGGAGCACGGCAUCACAAGUGUAGAAGAUGAGUUCCAUGAUGUAAAAAGUCAUUUUCCCUAUUUCAGGAUGUUUCAACGAGCUUCACAAGGAAGCAACUCCAUGGUCAGUGUUGACUUUGUCCAGGACAACAAGCUCAACAAGAAAAUUGAUGUGUGUGUGGAACAGAUCUACCUGUGUGUCUGUCUGGAGUAUAUACUGUCUGUAGCAGACUUCUUCCAGAAGGGGCUUCCACAAACUGGAACCAAAACACUGCCUGCUCAGUCAAAACCAGACAUAGAUGAGCUGACUGCAGAAACACUGUUUGAAGAGAUUGCUGCAGGUUCCCUUGCUGAAGUCUCCACUAAGCCGGAUGCCCCUGAGUCUGACCUUGAGUUGAACUUGAAGAUGGGACGCCCCGAAAUCAUCCUCAUUGCAGACUCCAAGACUAAGGACCAACCAGCACUGGUGUUGGAUACAGUCUUGAUCAGUCAGCCUCCUGGUACAACAACAGUGGCAGACAUGGAGGAGACGGAAGUUCACUUCCAGAUGAAGAUUACUCCAGAGUUCCAGAUGAUGGCCGGGAGUGUGAAGGAUCUGCAGAUCGUUUCCUGUCCUUUUGAGAAGAGCAAGAGAAAAGGCAAAAAUAUGAAUAUCCUGCACCCCUGCUUCGUGUCCCUCCACAGUAAGACCCCCCAGGGACAGGGCAUGCACAUUGACAUCACCACUAGUGACCUGGAGCUGACCAUCUCUCCUCCCAUCAUCAGGACCAUCACAGCCAUCACUGCAUCACUCACGCCGCAACAGGCUGAUGAGAAUGGAAAGAAGACCUCUGCAGUUCCAGUUGACCUGUGGUGUAUCAAGAGUCUGAAGGAGUGCAACUUCUGGUUCCUUCAACCAGCUGCCAUCGCUGAUGUAGCAGCAGUCCCUGCACUGGAGAUGAUUGACAUGCCCAGCACAGGAGAACAGUUGCUGAUGAAGGUUCCCAGUCUGCUGGUGAAACUGGAGGCCAGUGUGGGCAGCAGAACUGUCCCCAUGUUGGUGCUGGAGGCUAGCUUUUAUUCUGAGGUCAAGGACUGGUCUGGAAAGCUGCAUGUAACAGCAGAGUUGAACAUGGAGGUUGCGUACUACAAUGACUCACUGACCGUGUGGGAGCCACUCCUCGAGCCUGUGGAAGAUGGUGGAAAACGACGACCUUGGGAACUAAGUGCAGAGGUCACCAAGAAUGUUGAGGACGAUGCCAGCCCGCUGACCUCUCCACAAGGAGAGGCAGACUUGGAGGUCAUCCCCUCAGCUCCGCCCACCAUGUCAAUCAAUGUCAAGUCCAGUGAUGUCAUGAACAUAGUUUUCAGUAAAGCUCUCCUAACCCUGCUGACCAACAUGGGGAAGGCCUUCAGUGAGGCUGUGUAUGAUACGUCACCUAAAGUCAGUGAGGAAGAGAUGCAUUCUCCCUUCAUGGUGAAAAAUGAGAUGGGGUGCAAUGUAACCAUCCACCCAGGGCCCACUCUGCAGCUUGUAGCAUCAGCGAUGCAGCCUGCAGGGAACCGCCUUGCGGACAGCCAAACCCUGUACAUGGAAGCAAGAAGAGGAGUUGACAGCGGGAUGAAGAAGUCCUUCUUAGCCAAACAAGACAACAUUAUCAGACACACAGUUUCUGUUCAGGUUCAGGGCUAUGAUGAACUGAAGGACAUCCCUAUCUACAAGGCAGGCAGGAGACUGUACAAUGUCAGUCUGACAGAGAACAAAGCAGUGAUGUCCAUCGUGUGUCAGAUCAAUGCCUCUGAUGGGUCCAAGACUAUCACCUUCAGGUCACCAUUGCAGGUAUACAAUGACUUUCCAGUUGCUAUGGAGCUCUUGUACAGGGAUGACUCCAAUCAACUGGUGUCACUUGGUACGAUCCAGCCCAGGUCAGAGUUCAGCGUACCCUUGACUGUGGCCUACAGGAGUGAAAUCUACUGCAGGCCUAUGGGCAUGGGGUACCAGGUAUCCAGUACCAGUAUUCCCUGGAGAGAGGGGCUGACUUCCCAUCAGAAAAUCAGGUCCACCCUGCAAUGUCUGCCUGAUAACCCAGGGAACCCAACUUUCUACACAAGUGUGGAGGCAGUGAAGGAUGACCUAUCGUGGGUGGAAGGGACGGCUGUUAGCGCCCCCUGCUUUGUACUGCACCUGAGGCCCACCGCAGUCCUACACAACAGACUGCCUUACCCACUCUACUAUCUCAUGCAGGGUGAAAAGGGUGCAGCUGAGGAGGCGGGGCUAGGGCCGGGGCUUCACUGUCCCCUCUAUACUUACAGCACCACUGAAACUGUCAUGGAGAUACAGGUGAAGAACUACCUGGGAAAAGAAUGGGUUGGAAAGUUAAACAUCAGUAACAACAUGCAAGAGUUGUCUGUCUGCACAUUUGAGGGGUAUGAAGGCCAGCAGAAAUACACUCUGGACCUGGGCAUGCUGGCGUCUCAGACAGAAGGGUUCCUGGACCUGUCAGUGUUUUGUCCAUACUGGAUGGUGAACAAGACUGGCCUGACCUUACAGUACAAGUUUGCUGCUGAAGAGGCAUCUGAUGAUACUGCAGUCAUGAGUCAUCCUCCCAACCAACAAGAUGUCGUCUUGUUCUCGUUCAAACCAAAGAGCCUCUUUGCCAAGAAAAAGGCCCUCCUACGAGUGGACUCCCAGUCAGAGUGGUCCGACAAGUUCUCUGUAGAUACAGUCGGCAGUUCUGGCUCUAUCACCUGUAAGGCUGCCAAGGGUACGGACAUCAACUACGAGAUUGGUGUAAAGAUCCAGCUAAGUAACUUCAGUCUGACCAAACAAGUCAUCUUCACUCCACAUUAUCUACUGGUCAACCAUGCAGAGUUUGACAUCAGUGUGCAGGAGGAGGAGGGUCAGGAGUGGCUGGAUGUACCUGCAGGGAAGUGUACACCAUUCUGGCCGAAGCCCAAGUCUCAGAAGUUGCGAGCAAAGCUGACGGCCUCGCCCCCUGGCCAGGACACCACCGAAAACUUCCAGUUCAAUCAGGAUAACAACGGAAUACUUCUCAAACUUGUUAAUGAGGUAGGAGGAAUCUUUGUAGACAUCCAGGUUUCUGAGUCAGCCAACAUCAUCAGCUUCAGUGGGUACUCCCCAGGGGCGGCUGCUGUCCUCAUAGUCAACCACACAGCAAACAACCUCAUCCACUACGCACAGAGUCAGCAGAAGAAAGAGCAGACCUAUGUGCUGGCCCCCCAGCAGGCAGUCCUGUACACAUGGGCAGACCCCACAGGAAAGAAAGAACUGCUUUGGAACAUAGACGGCAACGAGAAACAUAAUGGCAAGGACAAGUUGAUCAAGGAUGGAAUAGGAGAGGUGAAGCUGUCAGGUGACCAGAAGCUGUACUGGGUGUCAUUCCUGGAUGGCCUCCAGAGGGUGCUGCUGUUCACUGAGGACCUGGCCGUCACCACCAGGGCUCAUGAGGCUGACUUGGAGAGAGUAGAACAAGAGAUCAAUCUGCACAUCCAUGGACUUGGGAUCUCACUAGUUAACAAUGAGACCAAGACAGAGAUAUCCUACAUUGGCAUCACCAGUUCGGGUGUGAUCUGGGAGGAGAAGCUACGGCGGAGAUGGAAGCCGCUGUCGCUGAAGAAGUGUAACCUACUGGAGGAGGCGUACCGCAAGAACCAGAUCCUCCUCAGCAUGGGCAGGGAACCAAUCACAGGCCCUCAGCAGCUGGACUCUGGGUUUCAGGUGGAUGUAUCUGAGAUGCGGAUGUACAAACCCAACAAGAGGAACGUCCGACGUAUGUUUGAGCCGGGUAUCUGGGCACAGGUCAAGAUGUCCUGUCAUCAACAAGCUCUGCAUUUCAAGGUCAACAGGCUACAGAUUGACAACCAGCUGCCUGCCUGUGUGUUCCCCUGUGUCCUGUACCCCAUAGCUCCGCCCAAGUCAGUCGCCCUGGACAGUGCUCCUAAACCCUUUACUGAGCUGAGUUUGGUGAUGAGACAAGAAGAACACAGCCAUGUCAGACAGAUCAAAUACUUCAAGGCUCUAAUGCAGGAGUAUGCUGUGAGUGUGGACCAGGGCUUCCUAUCCGCUAUUAUACAGCUCUUCACUACAGAUCAAAAACACAACCCUGACCAAGAGUUGGAGUACUUCCAAGAAGACAUUAAAGUGUCCCAAACCAGCCUGAUGGCCAUGAUGGUAGAAGGUGCCAUUGGUGAACAGAAAAAUUUCUAUGACGACCUUCAUUUGGGCCCAAUCAAGGUCCAUUUGAGUUUCUCGCUACACGGAGGGGGUGAUGACAAAGCAGAGAAGACAGAUGAAGAAGAGAAGAAGAAGGCUCCGGCUCCUGGGAUCCACUUCAAGGCUCUGAACCUACUGCUACAGAGUGUGGGAGUUACACUGACAGAAAUACAGGAUGUUGUGUUCAAGCUAGCCUUCUUCGAACGCAGAAAUGCUUUCUACAGCCAGAGUCAGCUGACUGGAGUCAUUGUCAAACACUACUCUUCGCAGGCAAUCAAGCAAAUGUAUGUGUUAGUACUGGGCCUUGAUGUCCUUGGAAACCCCUUUGGCCUCAUCAGGGGCCUGACUGAAGGGGUAGGGGAUCUCUUCUAUGAGCCUUACCAGGGAGCAAUUCAAGGUCCUGAAGAAUUUGCAGAAGGCCUGGCCCUCGGAGUGCGCAGCUUGGUCGGUCAUGCCAUUGGUGGCACUGCUGGUGCAGUGUCCAGGAUCACAGGUACAGUGGGGAAGGGUCUGGCUGCCCUAACCAUGGAUGAUGACUACCAACAGAAGAGACUACAGCAGAUGAGCAAACAGCCACAGUCAGUACAGGAGGGCCUGGCACGAGGAGGGAAGGGGCUGCUCAUGGGCUUUGUUGAAGGAGUCACAGGGGUAGUCACCAAACCUGUGGAGGGUGCCAAGAAAGAAGGAGUUGGGGGAUUCUUCAAGGGAAUGGGCAAGGGACUUGUGGGAGUGGUGGCACGACCAACCGGAGGAGUCAUUGACUUUGCCAGUAGCACCUUCAACACUGUCAAGAGAGCUGCAGAGGUUGGGGAGGAGGUACAGCGCCUGCGCCCCCCUCGACUUAUCUAUGAAGAUGGUAUCAUCCGACCAUAUGCCAUGAGAGAGGCCUCGGGCAACCAAGUCCUACAGGAUGUGGCCAAGGGGAAGUAUGCAGCCACAGACACCUAUCACUUCCAUGCUGUACUGUCAACAGAUGCCAAGGAGGUGUUCCUUAUCACCAAUCAGCGAGUAGUGUACUGCAGCAAGGGGGACAUCUUUGGCCACUGGGACAGCGACUGGGCCUACAGGUUUGAUGAGUUCAGGGAGCCUCCUAGCCUGGUAGAGAAGGGCAUUAAGAUCCUUGCCAAGGAAACUGCGGAGGAAGAGAAAAAGAAGAAGGAGGGCAGACAGCUUGUAAAGAAACCAGCCUUCCUCAAGAGCCCCACUGCUGGGAAGAUCAUCAACUUUACAGACAAGAAAUUUGCACAGCGCCCACCCGGGGAGCCUGAUGCCAGGCACGUCCUGGGAAAACUGAAGGAAGCCAUGGACAAGUUCAGCGCACCGAAAUAGGAACAUCAGCCGUUCUGAGCACCUCAGUAGAACAUCAGUCCACUGCAUCAAACUUGCACCAUUUCUCAUGGCAAGUGACAAUGGCAGUGUUGGCAAUGUAGAUGUUGUGUCAUAUAUCUAACAUUAUCAGGUACAGGGAACACAUAAACUAACAAUUCUGUGUCACUUUUGUCCAAUAAAUGCUCUGCUGUGAGGCUGUUUUUAAAAUUUGCACUGAAAGUAGAUACCUGAUAGAAAAAUGACCAGAUGAGAGAUGGCAUUGCCAUUUAGUAAUUUAGUUUGAUUUAAUUUGAUUUAAUUUUAUUGGUUCCCAUUGUAUAGAUAUUAUUAUAGGAGUAGCUUUCCUCAAGUAUAAAAAAUCUUCAUCACAUUGUCAUGAAAGUAUUUGUCAGGCAGUUCUAUAAAAAAGAUUCUGUGAUAGGUUACUAUUAGCUAUGCCAUAUGAUUUGAGAAUUUUUUUAUUUAAAUAAGGCUUGUGUUAUCAGUAAUGAGAAUAGGUAAAUGUAAUAUGCAAGUUGUAAUUUUAUGCUUUGUUUAAGUGGUGCAAAACAUUGGGCAUAUUGGUUAACUUAAAGACAUUCUUACCUUGUUUAAGGUGUUUGGAAAACACUGAAGAGGUAUGUUGAUAUAUAAUUAUAUCAAAUUUAUGUAGGAUAGGUCACUGGAUGGUCCUGUACCAUCUGAGAUAAUUUGUGCUGUUUAUUUGUGUCACUGAAUUCACUACUUGAUAAAACAGUUUAGGCUGCUAUACUAACAACUUAGGAUAAGUUGGGUGGAUGUUACUGUAGGUAUGUUAACUGUUCCACAAGUCCAUCCAAGUACAUGUUUUUUUUUUAAAUUGAAUGGAAUAUACCUUUGCACACAUAAAAUAUGACAAUCAGAAAAAAACGUCCCCUCUUGAACCUUAAUACAAGUUGAUGAAAUGUUACUGUCACUUUUAGCCCUUAGUACUUGACAGCUGCCUACUACAUAAUACCUGGAUUGGUUCCCUGAAGAAUUAGGAUGACUAUGUGUAAAGUUUAUCUUCAUUCUUUGUUUCUAAUCAAGAAGUGCAUAUUUGCAUUGAUGGUAGGAGAUAAGGUUAUAACCUCAACAAGUGUUAAAAUUUGUUGUAUUUUGCCCAUGACUGUGCAAAAUGUAGAAAAUGUUAUUUUGAAAAUUGAAAAAAAUAAUGCUUGGCAUACAUUUCAGGAUAUCCACUUCCUUUGUCAUAUCUCUUAAAUGGAAUAUCAACAGUGAUGUUGGUUAUUCAACAUGACUUUUAGAUAUGCACAAUUGCCAGCUUCUAAUAUAUAACUAAAUUAAAGUUUGUUUGGAAAAUUAUAUGACAAGAUUUGUUUAGCUACUGCAAACUUAAAUAAAUGACAAACACAAAUGCAAUUUUAUUGCUUUUGAAUACUCCAUCAAAAUACUAAACCAUGUGUUUAGAAUCCAUCUCUUUUUAUUUUUUCUGUCUCUGAAGAUUCCACAAGUUGUUGAAAGUAUGAUAACUUCUAUCCUACCAACUAAAACAUAGUUGUAUUAUGAAAAUCCUUCUCUGCACAUGUCUUUUUAUGGAUUUAUAUUGAUGUAUAAUGAUACAUACACACAGGUACCUGUGAAAGCAAUGAUGUCCACAACUCUAUUAUACCUCUGUAUUACAAUUUACAGAUGAGAAAAUUGAGUUGAAGCUUUGAGUGGAAUUGAAAUGUUGCAAUAAGAUGCUGAUAUUCCUUUAGCAAUAUAUAUAGCAUCUCUAUAGAGAUGGUUUCCAUGAUCAAUUCACAGUGUUAUAAAUAAAGCAAUACAUGCUCAUUGUUGUUAUCUAUCUUAAGAUGUGUGCUAAAUAGGUGAGAUAUAUCAGAUGCAAUGAAGAUGUGUCAUGAUGAAAAAGAAAAAAUGUUACUAUUGAAGAUUUCCAUGUCAGCUACUGUUGUCUUUGAUGAGCAUGAUUGUGUACAAACGUGUGUUUCUGUGGAAAGCUACAAAAUGGACGUUAACGGUCAUUAAAAACAGCUGGAAAUGUACACACUUGCUGCUGAGUAAUGUCAAGAUAGCUGCUAUGGUACAACCAUUGUCAUUAGAUGUUACUGUAUACUUGAUGUUGUUGCAGAGUAACUGAACUUGCCUUCAAACUGUUGUGAGAACUUGGUGGCUGUUCUGUUUAUUAAAUGUAUGCUUGCUUUCUUUCUUGGUAUAAGUGUCUUGUUCAUUACCUUUGCUUGAAAUAAAGACAAUGAAAAGGGUAUGUAUAUGAAUAAAUGGAUGGAA